AUGUACAAAACGGUGAGACACGGUGAAAACAGUCUACAGUACACUAUUCUUCCGCAAACGGAAGAAGUACUCAACAACAGCGGUCUCAAGGGAAAGGGUCGGGACUACAGCCCGUCGAUUCACGUCCGUCGCUCCAGGAGGAGAUCAACUCUGAAAUAUGUUUUACUCAUCAUAUUCGGAAUUAUCACUGCAUUAGCGUUAGCAUCUGUUCCGCUUUACGUUAUGAACGGUGCUUUAUACGCUCGCAAGAAUCAGCAAGAUCAUCAUGAUAUAGUUACAACAGCUCCAUUGGCACCAGCCGGGCGAGAGAUUGUGAAAUCACGGAAAAAGGAACUAAAAAUGUUACCAACUAUUCUGCCGACUUUAGAUGCCAAAAUUGAAACUACCACAAUAACGUCAUCCACAGUGUCACCAACAACGGUGUCGACGACAGUAACUAGCGAGAAAGUGACCACACCACCUUGGUCUAUGCCUGCUUUAAGGUCGUGGAAAAGUUCCACGUCUUCAACAACAAUGUACCCUCUUCCCACAGAUCGGAACGCAGAAUUAGCUGCCAGUAAUACUCCACCCGAGGGUGUCCAUUCUAUGGAUCAUAUAUACUACAUGACAGUAAAACCUUGGGAUAAAGACAUUAUCAUAAGAGCAACUGUAACUCCGGAACCGAUCACUUUGCGUAAUGUGUUCAGAUAUUACUCUCGUGCUUUCGUACCUUCAGAGAAGCCCGUGACCACUAGUUCGAAAGUAUUCGAUGAUGUUCUGAUAACGACAAAGCCUACUUCUACGCGAACUCCAGUGACAACGGAUUUUAUCACCACCACCAGUGAGAAAUCUAAAUUUAAAGAUUUGAAAGACACUUUGCUAUCUGUCGAUGACGACGAUGAAUUCAAAGAAUCGCUGGAAGUCGACGAGGUGUUCUCAUUGCCGCCUUCCAAGCCUGGCUCAUCGACAUCUAAUACUGAUUCUGACGAAGUGACAGUCCUUAAAGCUGGUGACAGUAGCUGGUACGGUGCGAGGUGGCCUUUCGUCGAUACGUCUUCAUACUUCCAAUGGACGGGUUACUCGCCCGGUGAUAACUUGUUGCUUCCGCUGCUAGUGGCGGCGCUAUCAUCGAUUGCACUAGUGCUGCUGUUAGCGCUCGCAAAGUUAACCGCCGAGCUCCAGGCAGACGACAAUACCAACUUGCUAACCGCAGAAAAUCCAGAGGACGCUGAAGAGUGA
Diatraea saccharalis (sugarcane borer) is the source of this 1218-nucleotide messenger RNA. Lineage: Eukaryota; Metazoa; Arthropoda; Insecta; Lepidoptera; Crambidae. The record is from the annotation of a GenBank genome assembly.